AUGAGAAGUGGAUUCGAGCUCGGAAUGGAUCACAUAGUCGCAGCUUUGUCUCGCAGGAAAAUGUUCUCCACCUCGAAAAUCUGCAUCGCCGGUCUCAUCUUGUUCAUCUACCUCCUCUACAUCAUGCUAUCUUCCGAACACCCGAAAAUCACGCCUCAAAAAAACCUGAGCAUGAGCGGAAAACACCCCAGAAACGUUCAGAAGACCUCGGCAUCUUUCAUCAUCCCAGCAUCCGAUGAAUACGCCACAACCAACAGGAAAGGCAAAAAAGACAAAAACAACAACACUGAUGCUGCUGAAGGCAAUAGUCGGCGGGUGUUGAUUGUUGGCGCCGGAUUAAGCGGAGCUGUGAUUGCUGAAAGAAUUGUUAAUGUGUGCCAGGGAUUUCGAGUGACCAUUGUGGAGCAGAGGGACCACAUAGCUGGCAACUGCUUCGACUACGUCGACCACGAGACUGCAGUCAGAGUACCCGUGAAUAUCAAGACCGUGAAUGCAGUUUUCAAUUUGACAAUCGAAACUGAAACUGAAAUGAAAGCUUGGUUGAAGAAGCAUCAAAUCACUCCUCCGUCCGGAAAGGCAACAAACAGCGAGGAAACAGCAAAAUCUAGAGUUGGAGAACGACUAUACGAACUUCUUUUCAAAGACUACACGAAGAAGCAAUGGGACAAAUAUCCAGCGGAACUCAAGCCUUCCGUUUUGGAGCGGAUCCCGGUGAGAUCCAACGCAGACGGCAGGUAUUUCCACGACACGCACCAAGCAUUGCCUUCAAGGGGUUACACGAGGAUUUUCAAGCGAAUGCUUGACACUCCUGCCAUCACAGUGAAGCUGAAUACCGAGUUUUUCACGUCCAGGAAACGCGGAACUUUGGGUGCUCACGAUUACCUCUUUUUCACUGGGCCGAUUGAUCGGUACUUUGAGUCCUCGGGUCUUCCAGCAUUGGAGUACCGCAGCUUGGAGUUUCACAGAGAAGUUUUCAACACAACCAACGGGUUUUACCAGCCAGCAGCAGCAGUGAAUUACGGUACCGCAAAGAUCCCUUACACCAGAUCCAUCGAAUACGCUCACUUGCCAAACCAGGAAUACGAACACACAAAGCUGAAGCCAUUGAAAACUGUGGUGUACCAUGAAACCUCUACUGACAAGGGUGACCCCUAUUACCCAGUGCCCAAUGAGAGGAACACGGCCCUGUACAAAAAGUACCAGGACAUGGCGAACGCUGAGGAAGGCAUCGUUUUCGUGGGCAGACUGGCGUCGUACAAGUACUUUGAUAUGGACGACGCUGUGAGGAACGCCUUGGAUACGUUUGAAAAAUGGGUCUUGAGCAAUGAUUUGUCUGAUGAAUGUGACUUGGAUUUGAAUGAACGAUUCCGAACGAAUGCUUGAGAAAAGCACCAAAAGCGGUUGCAAAAAAAAAAAAACGGGUUUUGAAAUCAACAAAUCCGUCACCAAACGAAGCAAAUGCUUUCAAAACCGCC
Messenger RNA from Notodromas monacha, 1475 nucleotides. The record is from the annotation of a GenBank genome assembly. Lineage: Eukaryota; Metazoa; Arthropoda; Ostracoda; Podocopida; Cyprididae.